UGGGCUUAACAAAGACUGAACACUACAUAUCCGUGAUUCGUUUUACUACGGUAGUUUGAAGGACAGACUAAAGGUGGGCAGAUUCUACCUGUGAGCUUAGUGUAUUGUCCGUGGGGUUGGACUGUGAUUUCAAAUAAAUAGGCUCACCAAUCUUUUCAAUAACGAAGCUUUUCAAUAUUCAUAAUGAGUAUCUUAGCUCACAAUGGGUCUGCUGUCAUUGCAAUGUCUGGCAAAGAUUGCGCAGCUAUUGCUUGUGAUCUUAGGUUUGGAGUUAAUUUGCAGACAAUUUCCACUGACUUCACCAAAGUUUAUCCUCUCGGACCUCGGCUGUACGUAGGGUUUCCUGGAUUGGCAACUGAUAAUCAGACAGUGUUUCAGCGUUUGCUUUUCCGAAAAAACAUGUACGAGCUACGUGAGAAUAGGACAAUCAAACCUCAAACUAUAACUACCAUGUUAUCUAACUUGCUUUACGAGCGCAGGUUUGGACCAUACUUUGUCGAGCCAGUAGUCGCCGGUAUUGACCAUACUACGAACAAACCAUACGUUGCAUGCAUGGACUUAAUCGGCUGUGUAUGUGAGGCCAACGAUUUUGUUGUUAGCGGCACGUGUACAGAACAAAUGUAUGGGAUGUGUGAAACACUUUGGGAGGAUAAUAUGAAUUCGAAAGAGUUAUUUGAGUGCAUCUCACAGUGCAUCUUGAAUGCCCUCAAUCGCGACGCUGUAUCUGGUUGGGGUGCCCGAGUUUAUUUAAUGAUCGUAAAACUCAUUCCUUGCAGUUUGUACGUAUAGUAGCUUUUGGAUAUUUUCCAAUCACUCAGAUUCUUGAAGACAAUAAAAACAUUAUUUUAUUGUCUCGUCGUUUACUACUUAUCAUGAUACUUUUCUUGCUAUUUAAUUUUCCAGAGAAAAGGACGCAGUCACGAUUUCCGACUUGAAAAUGCGUAUGGACUAGGUUAAUGAAAUAUAAGUUACAUAUUUUGCUUGUUAUACUCUUUUUUAUUAUUCACACUAAUUUGUGGUACAGAUUUCCACUUUGCAUUUUCUUACUUCCAGUUUUCUAAGAACAGUGUAAACAAAGAUUUUUAAUGUAGGUUUAUAUGUUUAUACUUUGCAUUGAGUGGUUCUAAGACAUCACUGCUGUA
Messenger RNA from Schistosoma bovis, 1142 nucleotides. Lineage: Eukaryota; Metazoa; Platyhelminthes; Trematoda; Strigeidida; Schistosomatidae. The record is from the annotation of a GenBank genome assembly.